Molecule: messenger RNA, 5349 nt
Organism: Marmota monax (woodchuck)
Lineage: Eukaryota; Metazoa; Chordata; Mammalia; Rodentia; Sciuridae
Gene: Fhod3
Product: formin homology 2 domain containing 3
Exons: 28
Coding region: 133-4866 (1577 amino acids)
Biological process (GO): cortical actin cytoskeleton organization; sarcomere organization; cardiac myofibril assembly
Cellular component (GO): cytoskeleton; cytoplasm
Molecular function (GO): actin filament binding
Source: RefSeq, a predicted model, not a curated record
GGCGCGCCGGAGCCUGCGAGCCCGCGAGCCAGCGAGCGGCGGCUGCGGCCUCCCUUACGCCGAGCGAUCGGGUGUCCCGGCCCGCGGCCCCGCUGACCCCGGGGCCCGUGCCCCCCGCGGCAGGGAUGCAUCAUGGCCACGCUGGCUUGCCGGGUGCAGUUCUUGGACGACACCGACCCUUUCAACAGUACCAACUUCCCCGAGCCCAGCCGGCCGCCGCUGUUCACGUUCCGCGAGGACCUCGCGCUCGGCACCCAGCUGGCCGGGGUCCAUCGGCUGCUAAGGGCGCCGCACAAGCUGGACGACUGUACUCUGCAGCUGUCCCACAAUGGCACCUACCUGGAUCUGGAGGCCACACUGGCAGAGCAGCGGGAUGAGUUGGAAGGCUUCCAGGAUGACGCUGGGAGGGGCAAGAAGCACAGCAUCAUCUUGAGGACGCAGCUGUCCGUGAGGGUCCAUGCCUGCAUCGAAAAACUGUACAACUCUUCUGGACGAGAUUUAAGAAGGGCCCUUUUCUCCCUGAAGCAGAUAUUUCAGGAUGACAAGGAUUUGGUGCAUGAAUUUGUCGUGGCUGAAGGUCUGACGUGUUUGAUCAAGGUGGGAGCUGAGGCGGAUCAGAACUAUCAGAACUACAUCCUGAGGGCUUUGGGCCAGAUUAUGUUGUACGUGGAUGGGAUGAACGGAGUAAUAAACCACAAUGAAACCAUUCAGUGGCUGUACACUCUUGUUGGCUCAAAGUUCCGCCUGGUGGUGAAGACGGCCCUGAAGCUGCUGCUGGUCUUUGUAGAGUACUCGGAGUCCAAUGCACCUCAUCUCAUUCAGGCUGUCUGUGCUGUUGACACCAAAAGAGGCAUUAAGCCCUGGUCAAAUAUCAUGGAAAUCCUGGAAGAAAAAGAUGGCGUUGACACGGAGCUGCUGGUUUAUGCAAUGACUUUGGUGAACAAGACGUUGUCAGGAUUGCCAGACCAAGACUCCUUCUACGACGUGGUGGAUUGUCUGGAGGAGCUGGGUAUUGCUGCUGUGUCCCAGAGGCAUCUGAACAAGAAGGGAACUGACCUGGACUUAGUGGAGCAAUUUAACAUUUACGAGGUGGCGCUCAAGCAUGAGGAUGGUGAAGAGAUAGCAGAGCCACCCCCCAGUGGGCUCCGGGACCGCAGGAGGGCCAGCGUGUGUUCUGGUGGCAGUGGGGGUGAGCAGCAGAGCAUUGACCGCAGGAGGAGCCGCAGGCACUCGGUUCAGACCCUCAAGAGUCCGCUGUCGGCUCCUACCAGUCCCUGCUCCCUGUCAGCUGCUGCCUUCAAGCCGAACCAAAUACGAGACCUCUGUGAAAAGGAUGAGGAGGAGGAACCAGUCACGGAACCCAAUUCAGAGGAGGAGAGAGAGGACGAUGCCCAGUGCCAGGGCAAGGACAGAGAUACCAGUCCUGCCUUAGAGCAGGGCACCACUGAGAAGGGUACUGCUCCCCAGAGUUCGGCGCUCCCAGACACCUCAAGUGACACCUUACAGGAAAAACGGAUCCCAACCAGCACAGCAGCAGGGAAUCUCCUGCACAGAGCAUCCUCUGGGCUUGAGGCCACCCGGCCUGCCCUCCUGCCACCCCCCAAUCCUGCCUCAGCUUCUCGGCCCCCCUCCACCACACUGAAGGUGUCGCCAACCACAGACAAGCUGCCCUACGUGCCCCACAGCCCCUUCCACCUCUUCUCCUAUGACUUUGAGGAUUCUCCCUUACCCACCAAGGAGAAGGAAGCAGAACCGCAGAAGGAGAACAGCAGUUCCCCUGACUCUUCUCCUUGGAACACACACACUGCUUCGGAGCCUUACAACUUCCGGUCUUUCUCUUCUAAUAGGUCAUCACUGAGUGGUCUUCUCACAUCAUCCUUUAGGCAGCACCAAGAGUCCCUGGCAGCAGAGAGAGAGAGGCGGCGACAGGAGAGAGAAGAAAGGUUGCAGAGAAUAGAACGGGAAGAAAGAAACAAAUUCAACCGAGAGUAUUUAGACAAAAGAGAAGAGCAAAGACAAGCAAGAGAAGGAAGAUACAAGUACUUGGAACAGUUGGCAGCUGAGGCACACGAGAAGGAGCUGAGAAGCCGGAGUGCAAGCCACGGCAGAACUGACCUCUCCUUGGACCUGACCUCACCGUCAGCCCCUGCUUUGCCUGCCCCUCUGAGCCAGAACUCUUCAUCCUUAAACCCGAAAGAGGCUCUCCACGUGUUACCCUCUUCCCUAGGAACACCUCUGCAUCCCCAAGUGAGUGCUGGGGAUCCUGAGCCUGAAUUGGAGGCAGAGGCAAGGCAAGUUGCCAAUGAAGCCAGCCAGGACAUAGCCUCUUCCCAAGGGGAAGCGGAGAGUGAAGGGGAGCGGGCACUGGAGCAAGAGCCAGAAGAGCGAGCCUCCCUCAGUGAAAAAGAGAGGCAGAACGAGGAGGUGAACGAGAGGGACAACUGCUCGGCCUCCAGCAUCUCGUCCUCCAGCAGCACCUUGGAAAGGGAAGAGAAGGAGGACAAGGUCUCCAGGGACAGGGCAACUGGUGUGUGGUCCGCAGGCAUUCAGGAUGGAGGUGUAAAUGGACAGUGUGGCGAUAUCCUCACCAACAAACGGUUCAUGCUGGACAUGCUGUAUGCCCAUAACAGAAAGUCCACGGAUGACGAGGAGAAGGACGAGAGAGAGACCAGGAGCAAGGAGCCGGAGGCGGAGGCGGAGGCGGUAGCCAGCCUCGCCUCCAGAAUAUCCACCCUGCAGGCCAACUCUCAGGCCCAGGACGAGAGCGUCAGGAGGGUGGACGUCGAAUGUUUGGACAACCGGGGAAGCGUAAAAGCAUUUGCUGAGAAAUUCAACAGCGGGGACCUGGGGAGAGGCCCUAUCUCUGAGGAUGGGUCCAAUGACAAGGUCCCCGAGACAGCACCUGCGCAGCUGAAAACAGAGUCCGACUACAUCUGGGACCAGCUCAUGGCCAAUCCUCGGGAGCUCAAAAUCCAAGACAUGGAUUUCACCGAUCUGGGAGAGGAGGACGACAUUGAUGUCCUGGACGUGGACCUGGGUCACAGGGAAGCCCCAGGACCACCACCUCCACCCCCGCCCACCUUUCUGGGUCUGCCACCCCCGCCCCCACCGCCCCUGUUGGACAGCGUCCCACCUCCUCCAGUCCCUGGUAAUUUAUUGGCUCCUCCUCCUCCAGUGUUUAACUCUCCUCAGGGCUUAGGGUGGUCCCAGGUACCCAGGGGUCAGCCCGCAUUCACCAAGAAAAAGAAGACCAUCCGUCUGUUCUGGAAUGAAGUCAGGCCUUUUGAUUGGCCAUGUAAGAACAACCGCCGCUGCAGAGAAUUCCUAUGGUCGAAACUGGAACCCAUUAAGGUGGACACUUCCAAACUGGAGCACCUGUUUGAGUCUAAAUCCAAGGAACUGUCUGUCACAAAGAAAACUGCUGCAGAUGGAAAAAGGCAGGAGAUCAUCGUUCUAGAUUCCAAGAGGAGCAAUGCCAUCAAUAUUGGUCUUACGGUCCUGCCCCCUCCAAGAACGAUUAAGAUAGCCAUUUUGAAUUUUGAUGAAUAUGCCUUAAACAAAGAAGGAAUUGAGAAAAUUCUAACCAUGAUUCCAACUGAAGAGGAGAAGCAGAAAAUCCAGGAAGCUCAGCUGGCCAAUCCUGAAAUGCCCUUGGGCAGUGCCGAGCAGUUCCUCCUCACGCUGUCCUCCAUCAGUGAGCUUUCUGCUCGGCUCCACCUCUGGGCGUUCAAAAUGGAUUAUGAAACCACAGAAAAGGAAGUGGCAGAACCACUUUUGGACCUGAAGGAAGGAAUAGACCAGUUGGAGAACAAUAAAACCUUGGGCUUUAUCCUGUCUACUCUCCUCGCUAUUGGGAACUUUCUAAAUGGAACUAAUGCCAAAGCGUUUGAGUUAAGCUACCUCGAGAAGGUUCCAGAAGUGAAAGACACAGUGCACAAGCAGUCGCUUCUCCACCACGUGUGCACCAUGGUGGUGGAAAACUUCCCAGACAGUUCCGAUCUGUAUUCAGAGAUUGGGGCCAUCACCAGGUCAGCCAAGGUUGACUUUGAUCAACUUCAGGAUAAUUUAUGUCAGAUGGAGAGAAGAUGCAAAGCUUCAUGGGAUCACCUCAAGGCAAUUGCAAAACACGAAAUGAAACCAGUUUUAAAACAGCGAAUGUCAGAGUUCCUAAAAGACUGUGCAGAGCGAAUUAUAAUUUUAAAGAUUGUCCACAGAAGGAUAAUUAACAGAUUCCACUCCUUUUUGCUCUUUAUGGGCCAUCCACCUUAUGCAAUUCGGGAAGUGAACAUAAACAAGUUCUGCAGGAUCAUUAGUGAAUUUGCACUAGAGUAUCGCACUACCAGGGAGAGGGUUUUGCAGCAGAAACAGAAACGGGCCAACCACAGAGAGAGAAAUAAGACCAGAGGGAAGAUGAUCACUGAUACUGAUGACGAGGAUGAAGUUGAGACUGGCAAGCUCUCUGGCAGUUGUCCGGUACCACCCAGCCAGCCGCAGGGUCUGAGCUAUGCCGAGGAUGCAGCUGAACAUGAGAACAUGAAGGCCGUACUGAAAACCACCUCCCCUGCCAUGGAGGAUGCCACGCCCGUGCUGGGCAUCCGCACACGCAGCCGGGCAAGCAGAGGAUCCACUAAUUCAUGGGCUAUGGGAACUGAAGACUCACAUACCAUCACAGACGAUGCUGCAGAUGAGAUCAUGGACCGCAUUGUCAAGUCGGCCACCCAAGUGCCCAGUCAGCGAGUGGUGCCAAGGGAGAGGAAGCGAUCUCGGGCCAACCGCAAAUCUCUGCGAAGGACCCUGAAGAGUGGCCUGACUCCAGAAGAAGCCAGAGCCCUGGGCCUGGUUGGCACCUCCGAGCUUCAGCUGUGACGUUCUUGGGGCACCCUCUGAGCAGAGAGAGUACCAGCUCCUGCUGCGCAGAACCCCUCUGGUGGGGAAGCAGGGGAGACUAGGUGUCACCACUUGGCUUCAGUUGCCUGUUGUGCAUUGACGUGGAUUUCCAGGAAUCUCCUGCACGAACUUUCCUCCUCAUAUCAGCCAUGUUUCUCUUGUUUCCUGGACACUUGGUUUAUUAGUUCCAAAGCGUGACACCUUUUCUGGGCAAGCAGCAGCCCUUUUAAGGAACAAAUCACUCCUGUCACAGUUGUUAUGGUAAUAUGAGGCAAUCUGAUUAGAUUCACAGACUGGUUCUCCACAACACCAAAAUAUCCAGAUGUUAAACUCCAACCUUGUACACAAAAGAAAGCACAGAUUGUUUACCAGUUGUGGAUUUUAGAUGUACUAAAUGUUUAUACAAAUUCAUAAAUGUACACCAUGUUUCAAAUACUAAAUAAAUAGAGUUUAAUGCCAAAA